Messenger RNA from Aspergillus welwitschiae, 2580 nucleotides. RefSeq names its product toll/interleukin-1 receptor domain-containing protein. The record is from RefSeq and is a predicted model, not a curated record. The coding region runs from base 1 to 2580 and encodes 859 amino acids. The transcript is spliced from 3 exons. Gene Ontology annotation, biological process: signal transduction. Lineage: Eukaryota; Fungi; Ascomycota; Eurotiomycetes; Eurotiales; Aspergillaceae.
AUGCAAGGCCAGGGGGCCUUGUCGCAAAGCUCUGUGGGUGUCGGAGUGGAAAGUCAGGAGAAUGGGGAGCUAGUUGCCACGCAGUCGACUGCCGCAAAACAGCGUACGCGGCCAAAAUCAGUAUUUAUUUCUUACAGUUCUUUGGAUCGAUAUCACGCCUUGCAUCUCAAGCGCCUACUCGAAGCAAAAGGAAUCAAAGUCUGGCUUGAUGUUUUUGACAUACAAACUGGGGGUGAAUUCGACUCGGACCUGUUUCAGGUCAUCGGACAACAGGAUUUGUUUUGCCUACUAUUAUCUCCUAAAGCUGUACAGUCAAUGUGGGUCGAAAAGGAGAUCCAGACUGCCAAGGCCAGUCCAGCGCUUUGUAUUCUUCCAAUUAUCUUGAGACCAUGCAAUAUCCCUCCAGAGCUAAAAGACAUAAUCGCCUUUAACGCUACAGAAGGACUAGACCGUGAUAGUGUUCGCGAUCGACUCUUCCGGGCAGUAUUGGGUGACUUUGAUAUCGAAGGGUCGGUGAUACUUAGUGAAAUCGAAAGUGAACUUCAGUAUAACAAAUUUCUUCAAGAUCAAGCAGAAGAAGCCCUUCCGGAAAUCAGGCGAACGGUCGACGCAUCGUCCGCAAGCCCGAUACGUCAUGUCAGACUAAAUAUAUUCCCAGAGACACUCCCUGAAGAUUCUAAUAUCAUACUGGAGCUGAAACUGAAACUCGACACGCUCUUUCACGGAACAAUGUCGUUCUUUAUUGCAAGGUACCGAGAGGGUCGUACUUGGCCUGAAGGAUACGAUUUCAGAGAGCCAGACUAUAAUGAAUUCUUUCUGGAAAUCAAGCCCCGUAUUGACGUUCAAUUCAAAUGGUUUGAUCGCAUUGUCCGGUUGAAGUCAAUUGAUUACGGCAAGGAUUGGGAAGAUCACCCCGAGACAUAUUACAUCGAAUUUGAUGGGACGCAGUUCAAGCCACAUGAGGAUCUAGCGUUUCCUCAAGUGUUUGAAAUUCCCUGCCUACGCACGCUUAUCAAAGAUCACAGUUCCUUCGAGCUUGUCUCACACAACUCUUUAAGCAAGGCAUCAACGCUUGUUUCUGAGGGCACUGAUAUUGCCAUUGAGCUAGUGGGAGAGGUGGCGCAGGGCGAGUGGUUGCAUUUAUAUCGUAGCCACAUCACGAAGGAUAUACAAAACCUCCAGAAAGCUUCGUACUUCUCAUCACCAAAGAUGAGUCCGAUAUUUCGUGAGGCAUUACUAUCCCGCUGCCCUGUGACUAAGGACGGGAAGAAAGGAGACACCUACAAGGAGCUCGAAGAAUCGAUAAUUGCAUCCAUCGAGAAGGGUGAAUACAGUAACGCAUAUGAAGCUUAUGACAAAGCCAGCUUGGCUCUACAGCCACUUGUUAUGUCUCAAGUUCCGACGAUGCGCGAUGCGGUAUCCAUGUACAUGUCUGUCCUACGUAAGGUGGAGAUAUUUUAUCGACAAAAAAGUUUUCAGCAUGCGGAGUGGAUCAUUCCUGCUCUCAUGCGAGUGGCUCGAUCAAUCAGUGAGUCGGAUCCCGAGGAGCCAGAUUUCCAAAGGAUAUGGGCAGACGCUCUACUCGCGGAAGCGAAGGUAAAUAUGGCGCUAGAGCAGAAAUACCUUGCCCUCGAGAGCCUCGUCAAGAAUGUCGAUGUCCUCCAUCAGUUAUACCGGAAGGUGCAGCUGCCAUCCCGGCACCGAGCAUGGAUAGCUGCCUUAUCAUAUGCCAUCCGGACGGUCGCUAUGUGGCAGAUCUCAGCGGACCAACAGUUGAGUGCGUGGAGAACCGAUCUGCGAAAUGAAAUCGGGAACAAUGAUGAAGCCUUCGGAUUACUCACACGACCACCCCGACCUCCUAGCGAGCUGCCUGUAUGGCUUCGAGACUGUACACUCCAGCAAUGGCCAACUAAACCAAUCAAAAGUGCCGCUCUCCGGUAUGCAUUGAAACUACCCGAACGGUGGGACAACUCCUUAACCGUCCGGGGCACGUCGUACGCGAUUGAACACAUUUACCACGGUACACCGGGCAUUGACGCGGAGCGGUUGAUGAUUGAAUUCCUAGAAAACAUGAAUGAACAUGGCGACAUAACAAAGGCCGUGACAGUUUACAUGGCCCUAACAGGAAUGCCUGUCCUGUACGACCUGGUAGCCCAACCGAAGUUGCUACCGGGUACCUGGCAGUACAUGGGUCAACUACCAAGUCUCAUCACAAGGCUAAAUGCUGAUGAUGCUUGUGCGUACAUGGGCCUGGCCAGUUUCCAGGCCUCGUUUAAUCUACUGGGGAGGAUUUAUGUUGUAGUGGUUCGGAAAGGAACAUUUAGGUGGAAGAUCACGCUGAGUUUUCAGACGGCUUGCUUGCCUAGUAUGCCUGAGGACAUAGUCAACUCAAAUGAUCAUGUCCGUGCUGGGGCAAUUCUCGGAUCUUUGCAAUUGCAAGGCCCAGAAGAUACAAACCUGGCUGAAGCGAGAGACUGUCCGGAACAUUAUGCGCAAUCUACUGGGUACAUCCGUUAUCUUACCGUCGAUAACGACCGUCGUCCGGCAUCGAAAACCACCACAAUCACAAUCUAUAAGUAA